UAGUCCACAGUGCAAGGCCGUCCUGUACUGUUCUGACCAGUGUUCCCAGGCAGACCAGAUCCGCUGUCCAGAGGAUGCCAGUCACCAGCACUGGUGUGAAAAACUGUCCCGUUACAUGAGCCACGACUCACAGCUUGCCGAGCUGCCGUUCAGCUACGCCGCAGAGGUGACAGCUGUUGAUUUCGACCUGGAACACUUCCUGAAUAAGAAUAAAUUGGACAGUGGCUACUGGGUACACUGGAGCCUCCUGGUGCGCUCCCCCAGAUAUGAGCUCCAUCCCACAGUGGAACAGUCCAGAGAUCAAUACCCCCACUGGUUCACAGGUCACAGUGAGCCCUUUGGACCCCUGAAAAGGGAGGGAGACAUCCUGUUCUGUAGCCCAGCUCCUCAUGCAGUCCCCAGCGUCACCAAACCGAUGGUGUUGUGGAGUCAGUACUGUGAGUGGAGAGGUAUCAGUCUGUCCUCUCCUGCAGCUGUUCUUCUCAGCUCCCCUCUCUCCAUCUACUACAUAAUCACGUCGCUGGUGCCCAAAGACUUUCCAGAGCUCAACAUCCAGAAGAAGCAGUCUCUAAAGAUCCACAUCAUCGACUCCUACAGGGAGUUCCACUGUCUCAAGGUGUUCUGGGAAUUGUCCAUUCUCCUGCCGCACAUGACCUUUGAACUGGUGUUCAUAGGGGAGGGACUUCCCCCUGAGAGUGACGAGGAGCAGCUCUUUCUGCAGAAGAAGGACGGCCGUGUCAACCUGGUUAACCCCAGCUUCACCCCGGAUGAGAAGUUGGACAGGAGGAGCAUCCGGGUCAAAGGUUACCGCAGGGCCUAUCACAUGCUGCAAGGGCCCAAGCCUGACCUGGUGAUUGGCUUCAGACCGGCGAUCCUGCUUCAGGAGUCGUGGCUCAGUAUACUCCCUAGGCUCCAGUCCCUGAGGGUUCCAGCCUACUUCUGUGAGGUUGGAGAGUUGAGCUGUGAGUGCAGCCAGCAGGUGAUGAGCCAGGCCACCGGGGGCACCCUCUCCCCUCCACACGUCAACCCCUUCCACUGCCCCAUGCGUAUCACUGGAGGAGAUAACAUGCUGCCCUGGUAUUCCAAUGCCUUCAUCUUCCAUCUGAGGUACAAGCCCCUACAUAGUGAGAAACGACCUUCUGUGGCCUACCCCAAAGCCCCGCCUCUGCAGGUAGAGCCGGCCAAUCAGGAACCUGACUACCCUGUGAAGAUGAGUCGCAGGGAUAGGAAGCAGGCCGCCCGCAAUAUGCCCCGCAAACGCAAAUGAUGAUAACGACAUGCACACACAUACGCACUCAAACACAAACAUAUACACACUGACACACACACACACACUGGCACACACACACUGGCGCGUGCGCACACAAGGUUACUCUCAAUGACCAGACUCAGGGCAGACUAACACUUUAGCUGAACUAGCCUUUUCAUUAAAAAGACCAAUCAUAGACUCUUCA
Salvelinus fontinalis (brook trout) is the source of this 1454-nucleotide messenger RNA. Its product is annotated as zinc finger MYND domain-containing protein 15-like. The record is from RefSeq and is a predicted model, not a curated record. Gene Ontology annotation, molecular function: histone deacetylase binding. Gene Ontology annotation, biological process: negative regulation of DNA-templated transcription. The coding region runs from base 116 to 1267 and encodes 383 amino acids. The transcript has 10 exons. NCBI's taxonomy places the organism in Eukaryota, Metazoa, Chordata, Actinopteri, Salmoniformes, Salmonidae.